AUGGAGACAACAAGAGAAGAACCGCAGCAUCAGCAGGAAUCUGAUGGCAACAUCACGGACCACCGUGGACAAUGGCAAAGAUUCCAUGAAAAGAAUGUUGGAUAUUUUAUCGACGAAAGGACGACGCAGCUUCGAUCACCUGGUGCGGCUCUGCGAGCAGACUACAAAUGGCUGGCAGAUCGACUAGAGCAAGGUGUUGCCGAUGAAGAAAACCGUUUGAACAAGUUGGGCAAAGGCAUCAAGCGCAAGCUGGCUCUGGCUCUACUGACAGCAAGGAUCUCCGACAGACAGAAGGACAGCAUCCUCGAAAGGCUGACGGAAGUCGUGGAGGGCGAGAUUUCCCAGAAGUCCGUGCGAGUCAGCAUUCCAGAUCAUCGUGUGGCGGCUCAGAUGGAUACGAUCACCAAGAAGAUUCAGUUUAUUGUUCACGAAGAGGUGAACCCAGUCCUCUACGGCAAAGGUGCCACGUCCACCUGGGAGACAGACGACCCUGACAGCGCCAUUGAAAUGUUGAGAAACAAGCUGAAUGAAAUGAAGGUGCUUCAGGACUGUUAUAAGGCUAUGAAGAUCACGACCAAAACAAGUGAAACCCUUCCUUCUCUCCUGCGACAGAAGAUUGACGAGGUGCAGGUCGCGAUGGGAAUUCUUCAACAGGAGAAACAAACCGCCGAGAAAGAAAUGAAAAGGGUGAAUAAAGAAAACGAAGACCUUGCAAUAUCGCUGUCCAGGACUGAACAGAACAACAGACAGCUGGAGGUUGAAAACCACUCACUGCAGGCUGAAAACAAACAGAUGGAAGAGUCGCUACGGCGUCUGCAAUCUGGCAAAUGGGAGUCGGAGAAAGAUCGAGAGAAAGGUGGAGGAUGAGAACGAGAAGUUAAAAUCGCAGAUACAGGUACAACAUGACAAAAUAUCAGAGCUCGUCGUCUGGAACAAGGAUCUCGACAUCCAGAACACGAAGCUGACGAGGGACAUCCAGAAAUUUUCCACCGCCAACGCCAAGCUGCGAAAGGAGUGCAAGCCUGGCAGUGGCAAGAUGGUUGCCAAGCUAAAAUCCGAGCACAAAAAGCUGACAGAGGAACGUUUGAGACUAAAGAAGGACGUUCAGAAGCUGGACGAAGACAAGCGGAAGUUGACCAUUCGUAUGCAAAAGCUCACUUCCGAGAACCAACACCUUCGAGAUCAGAAGAAGAAGCUGGCCUCCGAAAAAAAGAAAGCUGUAGCCGAGAACAAGGAGCUGAAAAAGGAGGCCAAGAGGUUAGCGCUGGGCAAGCAAGUGGUCCUGCCACCUAUUUCAGAUAAAAAAGACAGAGAUCGAGCUAAGGUCAAGGAUGGGAUGACUGUACAGAGUAGAAGCGAGAGGUCCAGGUCACCCAACAGAGAAGACCAAUCAACCCACCUCUUAGAUGAUGGCGCGAGAAAGAAAGCAGACGACUCGCCGUGGAACAAGUACAAGGAGGAUACAAGACGACACGGAUCUGGCGACCAAGAAAAUGACAUCUUCGAUGACAGCGACAAGGCGUCGAAGAAGCAGCCAUCAUACAUGGUGUCCACCGCCAGCUCCAGAAGGAAAGAUUAUCUCAGCAGCAGCUUCAGGGAGGAGUCGCCCACACCAACCGCUGCUCAUAAGUAGAUGUGACACAGUAUGAUGGCAAUCAGUUGGUUGUCAUGGCUACUAACAAAUAGCUGGCUGUUAUCAGACAGUGUGUCGAUUAUUAUGAGUGGAAAAAGGCGUUUUUUAAAACCAGCUUAUUAGACUCUGUUAAUGAGCACAAGAACAAAGGUUCUAAUAUGCAGUCAGUGAAGACUUCAAAGUUUGUUUGUUUGUUUUUGUUUACGGGCAGUGCUUGCUGUACAGCACAGGUCCAACUGACGCCAGUGCUGAUAUUUAGUCUGUAACAAACUCAAAGUGGUAUUAGUGUUAACAUCUGUCUAACAGGUCAGUAAUGAGAGUCAAAGUCCACUUUUCUGAACAUGU
Pomacea canaliculata is the source of this 1978-nucleotide messenger RNA. RefSeq lists its product as uncharacterized. The transcript is spliced from 4 exons. The record is from RefSeq and is a predicted model, not a curated record. The coding region runs from base 1 to 867 and encodes 288 amino acids. NCBI's taxonomy places the organism in Eukaryota, Metazoa, Mollusca, Gastropoda, Architaenioglossa, Ampullariidae.